Trichosporon asahii var. asahii CBS 2479 is the source of this 2130-nucleotide messenger RNA. RefSeq lists its product as uncharacterized. The coding region runs from base 1 to 2130 and encodes 709 amino acids. The transcript has 2 exons. The record is from RefSeq and is a predicted model, not a curated record. NCBI's taxonomy places the organism in Eukaryota, Fungi, Basidiomycota, Tremellomycetes, Trichosporonales, Trichosporonaceae.
AUGAGCGCCCCGAUCGUCGAGCCCGUGCCGGCUCGUCCAUCGGCGGAGUUCUCCCUCCUGGACAAGCCCGACUUUGAGCAGGUCGAGACCGUCGACCGGAUCCCGCUGUCGAGCACGCGCGUGGACGAGCGCGCGCGCUCGCAGCUGCACUCUUCCUCGCCGAUGCGGGAGAUUGCAAGCAGCCCCGACGAGGCGAGGCGGCAGACCACACCUAGUGCCCGUGCAGCCGUGCAGAGUCUGGAGGGGCAGCGCGCGACCCCGCCGUCGAUGCGGGAGAAGCAGGCCGCGACGGAGCGCGACCUGAUGGACGAGGAGGAGCAGGGUACCGUCGUCGAGGGCAUCGAGGACGACAACCUCUGGGUCCUUCUGCGCAUGUUCAACACGCAGGUCAACCACGUCCUGCACCCUGCGCGUGGGUUGCCGCCAGACCAGCCAGACCUCCGCCAGACUAACCUCCCCAACGUGCCCUACCGCUCCGACACGCUCAAGGCCAACCUCGAGCGGUUCAUCAAGGCGAUCGCCCCGCCGAGUUCUCGGGGAAUCCGUGAGGUCCAGCGCCUCUCCGACUGGCACGGCGAGUUCUACCGCACCCUCACCUACUGUGCGGGCUACUUCAUCUCCUGGGGACUGGGAUGCACCGUCGUCGCGGCGCUGUGUUUCUUCGCCAUCCUUGUUGCCUUCCCCGGCACACGUCGCUUCCUCUUCCCCGACCUGCCCGAGGAUGUGCCGCCCCCCGAUCCCCCUCGCCAAGGCGACCCCGGCGGCCAAGGACCACAAGCUCACGCGCGCCGAGCAGGCGGAGGAGCACUCGGUCGAGGUCACGGCCGUCAUGCUGGGGACCUGGUUGCCGAGACCGAUGAGCCCGACAACAUCGUGACGGACGCCUAUGGCAAGAUUGUGGGCUACCAGACGGAAGAGCACGACGCGAACGCGGAGCGCAUGCGCGUCAACGGCGAGAUCGUCAAGGUGCGCAGGGACAAGGAGGCGCGCAGCGAGGCGCAGUCUGAGGCCGACGCGCGGCGCGAGGAGCUUACGACGCGCAUGGCCAAGGCGACCGAGAAUGGGGUCGGUGGCGCCGCCGACUUCAUCGAGAUCAUGCAAAAGGCGCUGUCGCCCGUGCCCGUGUAUCCGGACAGCUUUGCGCGGUUCAAGCUCGCCGCGCUCCUCGUCGCCCCCGCCCUGCUGCUGCACUACGUCCCUGCCCAGCUCAUUGGACGCUUCGUCACGCUCCUCUUCGGUGUCGUUUUCUGGGGCCACGAGCCGAUGAUGAAGGGCGCCGAGCAGCUCAUGGAGCGCUUCCCGAACUGGAUGGACUACCUCGACCCGCGCAACCAUCUGCUCAGCGGCGUGCCGACCAACGCGCAGCUGACCCUCCAUCUCCUUCGCGCAAGCGAAGCGGAAGGUAAUCCCCUCCCCCUCCCGCCGGUUGCGCCGACGCUCGAAGAGGCGAACGAGGCGAUCAACGACGAGGAGGACGGAGUAAAGACGAAAGCAGCCAAGGCUGCCGCCUCCGAUACCAAGGCUGGUAAGGCGCUAUCGAGCGGCAACCCCGACAACAACAAGGGCGUGCGCAAGGCGGCGAAGAAGACAGGCGGCAAGACCAAGUCCCUCUUCAAGCGCGCCGCGCGCAAGCUGGCCGGCAUGGGCAGCGACGUGACGGUUGUCGGGGAGGAGAGCGGGGUGCUGAAGAAGAAGAUCAACAGCAUGGUUCUGAAAGCCAAGUGGGGCGACGAGGUGCCCGAGGGCGGCUUCGUGGCCAAGCACAACGGCACGAGCGGCCAUCUCUUCCUCGACGACGAGGAGGGGUGUCUCUCCUGGGUGCCGCUGUUGAGCAAGACGCCAGAGAAGGUGUGGUACAUCGACGACCUGGUCGAGAUGAAGAAGCAGGGACUGGGCGUGCAGCGCCUCGCGCUCGCUAUGAUGAGUGGGGCCGAGAUCGAGAGUCUCGGCCUCGCGCUCAGGUUUGCCAAGACGGCAGACGACGUUAGCAUGAAGGACAUGACGGAGGAGGAGCAGCUUGCACAUGCCCAGAAGGCGGAGGAGAGCCUCAUCUUCCGAGGCGUCGAGGCGAGGGAGCAGCUGUUCAACCGUCUCAUCGCGAUGGGACACCAGAGGUGGGAGAUGCUGUAG